Sitodiplosis mosellana (orange wheat blossom midge) is the source of this 1824-nucleotide messenger RNA. RefSeq lists its product as uncharacterized. Bases 95 to 1732 code for a protein of 545 amino acids. Gene Ontology annotation, cellular component: extracellular matrix. The transcript is spliced from 2 exons. The record is from RefSeq and is a predicted model, not a curated record. NCBI's taxonomy places the organism in Eukaryota, Metazoa, Arthropoda, Insecta, Diptera, Cecidomyiidae.
ACGAACAUCCAAAUUCAUAACCGUUCUAUUCCUAUUUCUGUGGAAUUAUUUGAUAAGUGUGCAUGGAAAUUGCAAAACUUCUCGAGUAUUCCAAAUGGAAAGACAAAUGGAAAGACAAAUGUUUAGCUGUCGCAACGUGAAGUCAGGCGAAAUUAACUCAAUGUUGGAUUUUGUCAUCAGAGAUAAUCAAGCGCCAACCGAUUCCGUGGGAAUGUCACUAUCAAUAAUUUCGUUUCCAACAUCGAUCAGUGAUCGUUUGCCACGAAAAUGGUUAACCGUAAAUAUGACGGUGAAUUAUUUGAGCCUUUAUGAAUUAAAUAUUCGAAGCAUCCAGGAGGGUGCAUUUAAUUCAGAUCAUUUCACCGAAUUGGAAUCAUUAAGCAUUAAAAACACUCCGAUAGGGAUUCUGUAUGAAAAUUCAUUCCUUGGAUUGAUGAAUUUAAAAGAAAUUUUCUUGACCCAUUUGGAACUACACACUAUCCAAGCCAAUGUAUUCGCUCCGAUGCUAAACUUGCAAAAGGUUUUGUUUGAACAUUGUGGCGAUCAUAUAGUAAGUCUGGAUAAUUUCUUCGGAGGAACGGUCCAAAUGUUCCAUUUGAAUGUGGUGGAGAUUUCGAAAUGCAAUUUGAACGACACAAUAACAUCAUCGACAUUUUCGAGUCUGCGUAAUGUUACUGAGCUUUUGCUGCACGAAAAUCAAAUCACCGAAAUUGGACCGCAUUCGUUUGACAUCAUUUUGGCGACAGCCACUAGAAAAUUGAUUGAUCUGCGAGUAAAUAAAUUGAAGACUUUGCCACGGAACAUAUUCAGACAUUCACAGGGUGAAGCCAUAAUUGAUCUCGAUAAAAAUCCAUGGCAUUGUGAUUGCGACAUCGAACCACUACGAAGAUUCAUCAACGAUAAAACAAAUAAUGUGAAAUUAAGCCUCAUCAAAUGCCUAAGUCCACCCAACAAAGCUUUCCGCUUUUUGAACAAACUUGGUCCAAUUUGCAAAUACACCCCGUUUGAAGAUGAGACAUAUCCUUUGUAUUCUCAUCCUUUUGGAGCAGAGACUUUACACGUAUCUUCCAACUAUCACUUAUCACCAUGGCUAAACUUGCAACAGCAAACAUCAAAUGUGGAGCUUACUCUAAAUUCAUCAGCCGUUUCGAAGGGACACUUUGGAAUAAAAUGCUUCAACACCACAUUUUAUCAUCCAUUCAACAAGUUUCGAAGCAGACAUGAGGCAAUUUUGACCAAAUUCGAUCGAAACAGACGUUUGACUGUUCGCAAUGAAAAUGGACAAUUGAUCGUCGAUGUGGAAUUUGAUAACUAUGAUUCAAGUUUUGUGGUUUUUGAGUUAAAUUCUCUGGACAACAGUAGUUUGAGCGAUGUGAAAUUACAAAGUGGUAACAAGGAUAACUUUAAAAAGUCCGCUAAAUGCUUUGUAAAAAAUGUUGAACGAAAACCCUCACUGCUGAAAACUAAACUUGGAAUGACAUUGAAACCUAAUCAUAUGUACCGUUUCUGCUGGAUUAAACGACUUUUCACUUCAAACUUUCCAUCCGAUUGCUUGACAUUUUAUUCCGAGGCAAAGAAUGAACCACUUUCGAAUGAUACAUGGAUCUUGAUGGAAAUGAAUAAAAUGAUCAUUUUUGCUAUUUCGAGUGCAAUUCUUGCUUGCGCAGCAGGCAUUUGGAUCGUCAUUCUUUUGGCCAAUGCCGAAGAUGCAGUUAAAUGUUUUAUCAAAUGAACGAGUUAAAAAGGCAAAAACAGCGAGUGUGACCCAAUAAAUUUUGGUGGGAAUCGGGUUUUUUUUUUUCUCAAUUGAAUUCUUCAUUUUGU